AUGGGCGAUCCCCAUUUCCCUCACAGAUCUAACCAUAAUCCCAACCCUUAUUACCCUCACAACGCCAAAUCGAGGAGCGGCCGCACCAACCUAGCGUCCUGCGCGGUCGCCACCGUCUUCCUGCUCGCCAUCGCGGCCGCCGCAGUCGCCGUUUACUUCUUCCUCUUCAAGCCCAAAUCCCCGCUGAUCGCCGUCAAUGCCGUCCAGUUCCCCACCUUCUCCGUCUCCAACGGCACCGUCAACUUCGAGUUCUUCCAGUACGUCACCGUCACCAACCCUAACCGGGACGAGUUCUCCCACUACGACAGCUCGCUGCAGCUGGUCUACUCCGGACAGCCGGUCGGGACCGUCUUCAUACCCGCCGGCAGAAUCGGCGGCGGCGAGAGGCAGAAGAUGUCCGCCAAGUUCGAUCUACAGAGCUACCCGCUCCCGCCGCCGGAGAGGGUCGCGAUCGGCGGCUUGAGCGACGGUGCCGCCGCGGCGGAGGGGACGAUGGAGAUCGAGACGCGGAUGACGCUGGUGGGGAGGGUUCGGGUGCUGAAGGUGUUCAUGCACCGGGUGGAGAGCCGAGUGAAGUGCGGGGUGGCGGUUGAGGUCACGCGCGGGACCGUGCUAGGUGUCCGCUGCUGA
Messenger RNA from Striga asiatica, 630 nucleotides. The record is from the annotation of a GenBank genome assembly. NCBI's taxonomy places the organism in Eukaryota, Viridiplantae, Streptophyta, Magnoliopsida, Lamiales, Orobanchaceae.